Molecule: messenger RNA, 597 nt
Organism: Clarias gariepinus (North African catfish)
Lineage: Eukaryota; Metazoa; Chordata; Actinopteri; Siluriformes; Clariidae
Gene: ndufb6
Product: NADH:ubiquinone oxidoreductase subunit B
Exons: 4
Coding region: 142-525 (127 amino acids)
Biological process (GO): mitochondrial electron transport, NADH to ubiquinone; mitochondrial ATP synthesis coupled electron transport
Source: RefSeq, a predicted model, not a curated record
GUCCCGCGGUGCAUUGUGGGAAUGUUGUCCUCUCUCUGUCUCUCUCAGGUGUCAUUGCUGUGAGCCGGUUAGCUGUUAUAAAGGUUAUUAUAAUAUUAUUGCUGUUGGUUAUAAUUUAGAGAGAGUGCGUGUGUGUUAGUGAUGUCGGGCUACACGGCGGAGGAGAAGCUCCGGGUGCAGCAGUUAGCGGCACUGCGGCGGCGCUGGCUAAGGGAGCAGGAACUGAGCCCGCGCGAGCCGUUAGUCAAACCCGCGGCUCCGGGGCGCGUGCAGGCCUUCUGGAGCUCUUUCCUCCAGCCGCAGAGUCUAUGGAGGAUCUACGCAUUUAAGGCAUAUAAUGCAGGUGCAUUUGCUCUGACACGUGUCCUCAUUCCUGCCUGGGUCGUUCACUACUACGUCAAAUAUCACCUCAGUAAAAAGCCAUACAGUGUGGUGGAGUUGAAGCCCAGACUGUUCCCUGGUGACACCAUUCUGGAGACGGGGGAGGUGGUGCCUGAACUGCCAGAGACCCAUGCCCACCACUGAGCAGCUCACCUGUGACAAGAACACACCUGUACAUACUUCUGUAUCUGAUAAUAAAGAGCUUUACGCACACUU